UCUCUGCGUGUCUUUUUCUUACACACUCUCUUCUCUCUAUUACACACGUAUACCCUUUUAAACUUGACUCCCCCCAUUCAUUUUCAAACAAAUUAACUCACUCUUUUCUUAACUUGCAGACACCCCAUCAUUCAUAUAUACUAUACAUACCCCAAAUUCUUGAUUUUUAUCAUCUAAUUGUAUUAAAAUUUCAACAUGCCUUCUGGUGCAAAGAAGAGAAAAAUUGCUAAGAAGAAGAAAAGUCUGCAGGCAUCAUCAAGCAACCCCAACUCUUCAGUUCAAUCUCAAGGGAGUGAUGAUGUGCAACAUUACGAUGACAAAGGGAGUGAUACUGGCUCUCCUGCAUCUCAGGAACAUUGUGACUCUGAGCAUCCACUUGCAGAGGGCGAUCACAAAGACGUAGAGAAAAGAGCAGGUGGUUCGUCUGAUCAGUUGGCUGUUUCAGAGCAAAGUUCUCAGGAAGUAGGAGUUGGUUCUGGAGAUAAUGUUGCUACAGAAGAAAAUAUUAUUCAGAUUGAUUGGGAAUUGAAGUCGGAGGAAGACUAUGGAAGCAGGGAUGGAAGUAUUGAAUCCAAAGAAGUGCACACUGGGGGGUCAUUGUCAGGGAGCUCUGGAAGUAGCGACGAUAGUAGCCAUAGCUGUUCAGAUGAUGAUUCUCGUGUUGAGAAUAAGAGGGAAGUGGUUGAAGCUGGACAUGCUGUUGAUGCUUUGUGGGAAGCAGCAAACCAAGUUGGUACCACCAUUUCAGCUGAAGAACACAGUGAUGCAGUACGUGAACCUGCCUGUGUCAAAAUUCCAAAUAAGUCUUCAAUGAUAAAAGAGGUAGUUCAAAUAGACAAAAGUCCUAUUGGUGACUAUCCUGCAAAACCUGUGGAUAAUUUACUAGAAGUUCAAGAAGUGGGUUUUAUACUGGAAGGUCGAGAAAAUGCUGAUAAAAAUAUACCUAGCUCUAAUAACAGUACUGGAAUUUCGCCGGUUCUGAUGGAUUUGGUAUUAAGGAAAGAUGAUGAUAAAGAGGUCAUAAGGACAGAAGAAAAACCAGCAGUUCCUGCUAAUGUGAGUAAUUUUGUUGUGGAAGGCAAGGAUGCUAAACUGCGGGUAUCCGUUGAUGCUCCCACUGUCCAUGCUAGUAAAGAUGCAGGUCACAUCAAAGCUUCUGAUAGUCCUGAAUGUUCGGAGAGCAAGGCUCUUGUAGCCUCAGCUCCACAAACAAUGCAAAAAACAUCCUUGAAGAGUUGUUGUGGAAUCUUUGAGCUAUUUACAAGCUCUGAUAAAUGAUUAGCGAUUCACCAGGAGUUUCAACUGGGGGUGAGGAAGCAUAUGAAGCAACGAGCAUAUCUCUUGUGAAUUAAUUAAAAUAUGAGGAAUGGUAUCUCUUGUGAACUAAUUAAAAUAUGAGGAAUGGUAGUGUUAUUUCAGUAGACGGUUUAAAUACCCAUUUUAGUUAUACUUGUGAUUGAUUGGCAAAUAAUCAACAUAACCCAAUACUUGUGAUUGAUUGGCAAAUGAUCAACUGAAUAUGUUUACUUAUAUGUGAUGCUGUGUAUCGUGUCCACGCUUCUGAUCAGUAGACAUAACUUUUUUACUA
Daucus carota subsp. sativus is the source of this 1588-nucleotide messenger RNA. RefSeq lists its product as uncharacterized. The transcript has 4 exons. Lineage: Eukaryota; Viridiplantae; Streptophyta; Magnoliopsida; Apiales; Apiaceae. The record is from RefSeq and is a predicted model, not a curated record. The coding region runs from base 196 to 1278 and encodes 360 amino acids.